AUGGGGACACCGUGGCCUCAAGCGGCAGCAUGGCCCCACGACACCUACGAGCACGCCACCUUCUUCAGCGAUUACCUCAGGAAAGCACUCGUCUGUAUUGAAACCGCAGAAGAUCAGCCUGUACCCAAGCCACUAGUUAAGACUAUGAUUGCAGCCAUGAGCGUCCUUAUCACCAAGUUUCAAAAUACUCCAAACGUUAAUACAGUUAUGCAAGCCAUCGCGAACGUACAGAAUGACCUUAGAAUGACUACAGAGACAAUCAAAACCACAGCAAUAACAGUUCAGCAUACAGCAGAAAUGCAUCAACAGAUAGCGAUGAUGUUGGGUUUCUUAAGACCAGAAAGAGUAUCAGAUUGA
This is a messenger RNA of Sclerotinia sclerotiorum 1980 UF-70, 357 nucleotides long. RefSeq lists its product with no specific name. The transcript has a single exon. The record is from RefSeq and is a predicted model, not a curated record. NCBI's taxonomy places the organism in Eukaryota, Fungi, Ascomycota, Leotiomycetes, Helotiales, Sclerotiniaceae. The coding region runs from base 1 to 357 and encodes 118 amino acids.